CUUACCUGGCAACAUGUUAACCGUUGAUCGUAUCGUCAUAGAGGUGGAACCCUGUCUUCGGUGUCUCCAGUUCGAACAGAAAAAGGAGACGCGCCGCCUCCCCUACGCUCUCCGUCUCCUCCUCCAGUCGUCGUCCUCCUCCUCUCCACCAAAUGGAAAUUCCUACAAGUAGAAUUUAGAAGCAGGAACCCAAAAAUGAUGAUUCCGGCCAGCAAGAAAAAACAGGGACCCUGAUAAUAUCUAUGUAAGUAAAAGAGGGAUGGCAUGCGCUUGCGGUUAUUGUUGCAGGCCCUUGUUCCUUUCUUCACCCUUCGCCUUCCCUUCACCCUCUACUCCCUCAAGCUAUGCGCCGCCCACCACCCCAUUUCUCUUUUCCCACUUAGCCAUCUGCGCGUCUUUUAAACCAGUUAUUGCUGCUGCUACUACUAACUCCUUGCCCUUCCCUUUGCUCUCUCAUGGUCAUGGUGGGGGUUGUGACGGCAACAACAACAAUAACAAUGAUGGUCCAUUUGGGUCUGACUCUUGGCGGUGGAAUGACGAUUCAUCAUCUUCUCAUUCUCAUCCUUUUCUUUUAUUUCUUUCUUCAUUCGUUGCUUGCUUCUGCCCUUCCCAAUUAUCUUCCGCCCUUGCAAGAACCAACGAGGAUUCCCAGGAGGAUGACGUGGUUUGGGAAGUGAAAGGGAGCAAGUGGACUAAGCUCAUUCCUGAUUUCUCCGAGGAUGCAUUUGUUGCUUCGAACGGGAUUGUGAAUUUGACAAAAUCGUUGUCGCUGUCAACUGUUUGGCGGCAAUGCAGAGACAUUGUCAUGCGGUUGCUGCUCCCUGAAGGUUUCCCUGACAGCGUUACCAGUGAUUAUCUUGAUUACUCUCUUUGGAGAGGCGUACAGGGCGUUGCUAGCCAAAUCAGCGGCGUUCUUGCCACCCAAGCAUUGCUUUAUGCUGUUGGAUUGGGGAAAGGAGCUAUUCCCACAGCUGCUGCUAUCAAUUGGGUGUUAAAGGAUGGGAUUGGUUAUUUGAGUAAAAUCAUGUUGUCCAAAUAUGGAAGGCAUUUUGAUGUCAAUCCUAAAGGAUGGAGGCUAUUCGCUGAUCUCCUGGAAAAUGCUGCCUUUGGAUUAGAAAUGUUGACCCCUGCUUUUCCACAUCUCUUUGUUCCUAUUGGUGCUGCUGCUGGGGCUGGAAGAUCAGCAGCUGCUCUCAUCCAGGCUGCUACUAGAAGUUGCUUCUAUGCUGGUUUUGCUGCUCAAAGGAACUUUGCAGAGGUAAUUGCUAAGGGUGAAGCUCAGGGAAUGGUAAGCAAGUCCAUUGGAAUCGUGCUUGGUAUAGCAUUGGCUAACUGUGUAGGCUCAUCUACAUCUCUUGCCCUUGCUUCGUUUGGUGUUGUUACUUGGGUCCACAUGUACUGCAAUCUGAAGUCAUACCAAUCUAUUCAACUGAGGACAUUAAAUUCCUAUCGUGCAAGUUUAGUUUUCAGUGAAUAUCUCCUGAGUGGCCAGGCACCUUCAAUCAAAGAGGUCAAUGAUGAGGAACCACUUUUUCCAGCUGUACCAUUCCUUAAUUUAUUGUCUGCAAACAGAGAACGAUCAGUUGUACUAUCUUCAGAAGCAAAGCAGGCUGCUGCUGACAUUGAGCGCCGGCUGCAGUUGGGGUCAAAACUCAGUGAUAUUGUCAACAACAAGGAGGAUGCACUAGCACUAUUCAGUCUGUAUAAAGAUGAAGGCUAUAUUCUGACUGAACACGAAGGAAAAUUCUGUGUAGUGCUUAAAGAAAGUUCUUUACCACAAGAUAUGCUCAAGUCAUUGUUCCAGGUAAAUUAUUUGUACUGGUUGGAGAGGAAUGCAGGAAUUGAAGCAAGCGGUGCCUCUACCGACUGCAGACCCGGGGGAAGGCUGCAAAUAUCUGUGGAGUACGUGCAAAGGGAAUUCAACCAUGUUAAAAUUGACAGUGAAUCAGUGGGAUGGGUAACGGAUGGACUUAUUGCAAGGCCUUUACCAAAUAGAAUCCGUCCUGGUCACAGGGACGCAUCAACUGCCAGUUGAUACGAAAUGGAAAGUGUUUCCAUACAAUCAUAUGUGACCGACUGUUAGCAAGUUGAAGGUGAAUGAGAUCACUAUAUGCUUUUCUUCGGUUACAACUUCCUUGCAGCAAAAACAUAUAGCUAACUUUAUCCGAUCGGGAUCUCAGGGAGUUGUGCUGCUGAUGUAUCACAAAAGAAGCCAAGGUGGAAUGCUGUUUGUAAUUCACCCAUUUAAUCAUUGUCUUGUCACAGAGGUUACAUAGUUGAUAGUAAUAGACUAAAUUUUGUAUGUUGGACCAUUACGCACAGGAUAUCUUUCUUUUUUGCUUUAGAAGGUGGGAAUGGAUAGAAAAGCAAUACGUUUCUCAUUGUAAGAAGUUUCCUUUACAAGACAAUUGGACAGGUAUAAAUUUAGUGAAAUUGUUGCUUGUACGAUCCAUAUUUA
Theobroma cacao (cacao) is the source of this 2458-nucleotide messenger RNA. It is a transcript of the gene RUS1, whose product is annotated as root UVB sensitive-like protein (Protein of unknown function, DUF647). Lineage: Eukaryota; Viridiplantae; Streptophyta; Magnoliopsida; Malvales; Malvaceae. The record is from RefSeq and is a predicted model, not a curated record. Gene Ontology annotation, cellular component: chloroplast envelope. Gene Ontology annotation, biological process: developmental process; response to UV-B.